AUGGGUAAGGAAGUCAUCAGAAAGGAAAACGUCAAAAAGUACAUUCACACACCAAUAAAACCAAAGAACGUGGCCACCAACUUUGUUGCUCAAAACAUGCCAUUGGCUGCAAUGUUUUUAAGAAAUAAGGCGAUUGCUUGGGCAUGUCUAUUCUUCACUAUUCAAUCAUACCUUACUGAGCCUUUAAUCAAGGAUACUUCUGACGAUUCUCAACCUGCUGGAUUUAGGUUCUUAUUUGCAUUGAUUGCCUUGGGUACUUCAUAUUUGGAUCUUAUUUUCCCACAAUCAACACCAGCAGCUCUUGGUGCAGCCAUUGCGAAUAAUGCGGCCACCACUGCAGUAGUAGAGGCCGUUGAAACUGCAGCUACUUCUAAAUGA
Messenger RNA from Pichia kudriavzevii, 378 nucleotides. RefSeq lists its product as uncharacterized. The coding region runs from base 1 to 378 and encodes 125 amino acids. The record is from RefSeq and is a predicted model, not a curated record. Gene Ontology annotation, cellular component: endoplasmic reticulum membrane. Lineage: Eukaryota; Fungi; Ascomycota; Pichiomycetes; Pichiales; Pichiaceae. The transcript has a single exon. Gene Ontology annotation, biological process: protein insertion into ER membrane. Gene Ontology annotation, molecular function: protein folding chaperone.